Messenger RNA from Suillus fuscotomentosus, 1409 nucleotides. RefSeq lists its product as uncharacterized. The record is from RefSeq and is a predicted model, not a curated record. The coding region runs from base 1 to 1023 and encodes 340 amino acids. The transcript has 4 exons. Lineage: Eukaryota; Fungi; Basidiomycota; Agaricomycetes; Boletales; Suillaceae.
AUGCCUACCCCGGAAUUUACAUACAGACAACCAUCCAUAUUCUCCUUUCUAUCCGCCAAGCAGAGACGUGCCACUGCUCUAACUCAAAUUCGUAAACUUGUCUCUGUUACAGAUGGUAACACCCCUUCCGGGCCUUCCUCCUCCGUUGCCAAAUGGGAUAUCACAGCUGCAGAGCUCUCCAACCUCCUGCAAACACGUAAUAUCGAGGGUCACACGGCGCCAUAUUGGGCAACUGUGAAUCACCGGCAAGAAGUACGCUCGGCAUUUACUAAGUUAUUCGAAGUUGAUAACUUCAAAUUUUCGCCCGAAUGCUCUUCCGACCUACGUCUUGCAUGCAUGCGAACUAGCAACCAUACAUUAUUCUCGGACCUGAAGUUGCAAAAUACCAAUGCCAAGAACGAGUCUUUAAGACUGUUUCUGGGCUGUCAACCAGAUAAGGUUACGGACCCGGUGGAUAAUGGGGGAGACAACCACCAGUUCAUUGUUUCCUUCGAUAUCGAGAAGUUCCAGAAACGCCUGUGCACUACACGAGAAUUAAAUUAUGAGUUUGUUGCACGUGGACGUAUAUGGCGAUUCUCCUUCAAUGUGGGGCCUGAGGGGAAAUGGGUUGCUAGCUGUGGUCUCUCUUCGCCCAGUCUUCCAGCUUGUGCACGUUCUUCUCUCCGGCUAGAAACUCAUACAACUGGCCGUGGAACACCCAGAAAGGUACACAAGGAUGAGGGAACAGAAUUCAAGGAAAUACGAGCGCCGAAGGGUAUGCGACUAUUCUUUGUUUCCCUGUUGGCUAUACAGAAAGAUGGGCAAUGUAGAUGGAAAAGCCAAGCCCACCUAUUGGGAAUCGAAGUUGAGCGAUCAGUGGGUAACAUACGAGUAAGUCUUUUGCUUCCUCAACCUUAUCUUGGAAUGGUGAUUGCUGUGAACAACAUAUCUCGCCACUCUUCUCCUCUGACGAUUUCAAUUGACUGUGUUGUUGUAGCAAUCCCAAUGAUCUGGCCUGUGAUGACACCCUACAUGCAACGCUGAAGAUCACACUCGAAAAUACUCCGCCCGUUAUGACAGGUUCGCCUUCGCGCACUUGAAGUCCAAUACAUACAUCUGCACGUUCAUAACACGCUCACAGACCGUACAUUUCAUACAGGUUGUGUUUUGCUGUACCUCUAGCUUCAUUCGGUGUUUUGUGUUGCUCCAUGUCUUGUCUUACUAGUUGUCGUCCUACGUACUUGAUUGUGACCAGAACAUUGUAUCCCUGUUCUAUUUGAUCUUUUGGUUGUAUGCGAACGAAAUCACCUAUGGUUCAACAGAAUACCAGUGAGUGUCACGAUAUUUAUAAUAGCUCGCGGACCCUGCCUAUGGUGCGAGGAUAAAUGUACAAAAAAAUCUCAUAAAUCGAUAAAUUUAACAUUGUCCAG